AUGCUGAAAGAUAUAGGUGGUCCGGGGAUCCUCAACGGCGUCCUUGUGGGUGUGGUCAGCUUCGGGUCCGCUGCGUGCGGCACCCCUGACGCGCCGACCGUCUUCACCAAGGUUGGAUUCUACGCCGACUGGAUCGACAGCAUUAUAGAACAGAACGUUGCCAGGGUCAAAAAGAGAACUACUCUAUUACGUCCUCUGGACCUAACCCCGCCCAUCUUCUAUACCUCACCCAAAACCACUUUCCAAGUGACCCCGAUGUUAAGAAUAAAGAAAAAAGCAAGAGAAAUGGAACAGAUUGAGAUGUUAAGAGAAAUACAGACGAAAGGCCUUUUGAAGGAAUUCGUAAAUAAAGUGAUUGGCAGCGAUGAAGCCAGAGAUUUGCUGCGAGAAGCUGAAGCAGUCGAUAUAAUGGAAAACCUUGAAAAAGGAACAAGAAGUCAACACACAUCUACUACUACUAUGGCAACAAAACCAUUGACUAUACCUACCAUCCCUGAACUUGACUUGAAUUUUUAUAGUAAUUCGUCUUCAGAAACAAUAGAAGAACUAUCAGAACUCGAAGCAGAUGUAACUAAGUCUGUAGAUAAAGACAAAGCACUGGAAACACAAAUCGAGAGAGACGUUAUGGAUAUAAUAGACAAAAUGAACGAAUUCGUCAACGAUACCAAAACAAAUGUAAAAAAAUUAGAACAGAACUAUGAUGAUAGCGAUACGAAAAACUUUUUGAAGGUAUUGUACUUACCAGAAAAGAAGAGAAAUUUGAGUACUACAAGCGCUGUUUCUGAGGAAAUAAAUGAAGGGAUACAGAUUCCUUUAGAAAUACCCUCGCAACCGUCCCUUGAUCUCACUUAUAGAAAUAAUAAAACAGAUACAGAAAUAUUCCUGUCGAGGCAAGACUUAAUAGACUUAUUUUCUGAAGCUCUCAAGGAGGAAAUCCAAAUUAAAACAAAGGCAACUCCAGGAAUCGUAGUGCAGAGAAGUGAAACGAGCACUAGUACAAUAAAACGGAACGCGACGUUAUCACUAAACGAAAUGAAAAUCUCUUAUUUGGAACAACUAAAAAAGAAAACAGUUUACACAAAGAAUUGAGAGGAAAUAUUAUCGGGGCAAGCUUUUAUUUAGGUGCAUUAAAAUGUGCAAUUUCA
Messenger RNA from Plodia interpunctella (Indianmeal moth), 1145 nucleotides. RefSeq lists its product as uncharacterized. The record is from RefSeq and is a predicted model, not a curated record. Lineage: Eukaryota; Metazoa; Arthropoda; Insecta; Lepidoptera; Pyralidae. Gene Ontology annotation, biological process: proteolysis. The coding region runs from base 1 to 1089 and encodes 362 amino acids. Gene Ontology annotation, molecular function: serine-type endopeptidase activity. The transcript is spliced from 3 exons.